AUGAGAAACUCUUUGGAUAGUGGAGAAAUAACAACAGUUACAGAUUCUGCUAAUAAUGAUUUUCAGUAUUUUUCAGAGUUACAAGAAAGUAUGGAUAUCACGCUUAUGAAUGAAUCCAAAAGUUCUAUAACGCCAGAACAACAGCAACAUCUAUUUCAGGAGGAAAAAAAAUCAAAAAUUGGAUCCCCAGAAAUACCAUCUGAUAACAUUAACUUAUCCAACACAUUUCUUGGGGAUAUGAUAAUACCUUGUAGGCCACAGAACAUCACACAGGAAGACGAUGAAGAAAAUGAGGAAUAUGUUCAAACAUUGCACGAAUUGCAAAACAAAUGGUUUGAAGAUUCGCAGAGAACGUUUGCUAAUAUAAGCUGGUAUAAAAGACCAAGUCUUUCAUUCUUAUAUUUUAUAAUAGCAUUAUAUCUCUUAUCAUCUACAAUAACCAUGGGUCCCCUUUUGAUGUUAACGCAGGAUAAGAUAUGCGAAGGUAUUAAAAGCAGCGAGACAGUCAAUGCUUUAAACAAUAUCCCCAGUUUGGAAGAUAAUGCAGUCAGUAUGGCAAAGAGAAUGGGAAUGACAAUGCCGGCACCUGAGGAUGGCAUGGCUUCCUACUGUGACCCAACACUUUUACAAAAAUCACUAUCUAAUUUACAAACUAGCCUAUCUAUAGUAUCAGGGAUUUUAGGGUUUGUACUAAGUGGGAAAUAUGGUCAAUGGAGCGAUAAAUAUGGAAGAGUUUUCGUAUUUAAAAUUUUUAGCUUAAUUAAUUUACUACACGUGAUAGUUUUAAUAUUUUAUUUCCAAGACAAGAUUUAUAGUGGCAGUAACCGGGAACUGAUGUUUUUUGUUUUAGCUAUUGGGAGCCUGAGUGGUGGUGUGAUGUCGCUAAUAGCGAUAGGGAAUGGUUAUAUUAAUGAUAUUGUAAUGCCACAUAUUAGAACGAUAUCAAUAAGUCUUUUGAUGAGCAUUGUGUAUGGUAUCUUGGGAGUAGGUCCGUUAUUAGGUUCAUUUAUCGUUAAAUUUAUAUCACACGGAAAUAACUUGGUUCCAUUAUAUUUUUCACUAGGAAUUGGAAUUUUAAGUACAUUACUAACUUAUUUUUUCAUGUAUGAAUCGAGACACCCGCAUGCGAUGGAAUUUUCCAAGUUGAGACAUGACCAACAAAGCAACAAUGUUGCGACAGGGGGAACUGAUAGCAAUUUUGUCAAAAUUUUUUUUUAUAGAUGCUAUUACAGAAUAUUCGUUAUUGGGUUUUUAAGUCCAUUAAAAAAAUUAUGGGUAUCCGGUGCUAAACACAAGGAUUCUUCAGUAUCACAAAUUAAUGUAAUAUGUCUAAUUAUUAUUGAUAUACUUUCUAUGGCAAAUACAGUUGGUAUUGGAAAUGUUAUGAUUUUGUACAGUAUGUUGACCUUUAAUUGGGAUAGUGUCAAAAUUGGAUACUUAAUGAGUUUAGGUGGGUUUGGUAGAGUCUUUGUUUUGUUAAUAAUUGGUCCAAUGAUAAUUAAGUUUUUAGAGCUAAAAGUAAAAUUUCCUAUACUUACUACUUCAGUUGAUAGAAUCGAUAAAGUUUGUCUUACAAUUUCACUAGUUUUUGUGUUACUUUCUACGUCAGUAGUGCUUAUAAUUAAUAAAGAAUACGGAAUAUAUUUAGGUUGCGCUUUACAAAGCUUGAGUGGUAUGAUAUCUCCAACAAUUCAAGGCAGUAUUAUUAAAUAUGGGAAUAACUUAGAAGCUGGUGAAAUGUUUGCUGCAAUAGCUUUAAUUAGGCAUUUAUCAAUGUUGCUGUUACCUACUUUUUUUUUACAAAUUUAUUCACACACGGUUGAUUUUUGUCCUAAAUUUUUCAUGUUUAUUUCUUUAUUGGGAUCUAUUGUUACAUUAAUUAUUUGUUUAAUUUUUUUGAAGGCACGUGUGGCUGAAGAUGAUGAAGUUUAA
Saccharomycodes ludwigii is the source of this 1932-nucleotide messenger RNA. RefSeq lists its product as uncharacterized. The coding region runs from base 1 to 1932 and encodes 643 amino acids. Gene Ontology annotation, cellular component: membrane. Gene Ontology annotation, molecular function: transmembrane transporter activity. The transcript has a single exon. The record is from RefSeq and is a predicted model, not a curated record. Lineage: Eukaryota; Fungi; Ascomycota; Saccharomycetes; Saccharomycodales; Saccharomycodaceae. Gene Ontology annotation, biological process: transmembrane transport.